AUGGCGAACCGGGGCUAUGAUGUGAUUGUAGAUGCGGAUACCGAGGGCGACCUUGGCCAUACCGACCUUCAGGAGGACCUUGAAUUCCAUCCCUCUAAUUUCGAAAAUGAUCAGCGCAAUGCCAAAGUGCAGCACGACUCGACACCUUUUCUCGGCGGAGGUUCCUCCCGCGGUCGUGACAGGUCACCUGGGGGCAGCCCUUCAAAGCAUACCUGGUGGUCGAUCCAUUAUUACGCGCAAUUCUUCAAUGUUGAUACAAACGAGGUCCUAAGACGAUGCGUCGCGGCAGUGUACCCGCGCAGUAACUUCCUCGAUGUCCUGGAAGGCAACGCCGACCUGUACGGCCCAUUUUGGAUCGCCACAACCGUGGUCGUGAUCCUCUUUUUAACCGGCACUAUCUCGCAAUGGCUCUCAAACAACGACGAGGAGCACUUCGCGUACGACUUUACGCUUCUCUCUGGGGCUGCGGGCUUGGUCUACGGAUAUACGUUCGUUCUACCAAUUGCCCUUUGGGGUGCAUUGCGCUGGUUCGGUAGCUCCACUGCGGACUUGAUUGAGUGCUGGGCAUUGUACGGAUACUCGAAUUUGAUCUGGAUUGCCGUUGCGCUGGUAAGCUGGAGCCCCCUGACUGCGCUCAAUUGGGCGCUUGUUGGAGUUGGCUUUGGCUGGACCGUCUUCUUCCUGCUGCGUAACUUGUAUCCUGUGCUAAGUGCUACGGACGCUAAAGCCAGCAAGAUUCUACUGAUUCUGGUUGUUGUGCUGCAUGCAGGUUUCGCCAUCGCGAUCAAGAUCCUGUUCUUUGCGCAUGGAAGCCCCGUUUCCAAGAAGAACAAGGACGAGAAGGAGAAGGAUCAUGAUGACGAGAAGCAUGACGAUGACGACAAGCGACGCAUGUUGGGCAUGUAG
This is a messenger RNA of Aspergillus bombycis, 906 nucleotides long. Its product is annotated as Yip1 family protein. NCBI's taxonomy places the organism in Eukaryota, Fungi, Ascomycota, Eurotiomycetes, Eurotiales, Aspergillaceae. Gene Ontology annotation, molecular function: small GTPase binding. The record is from RefSeq and is a predicted model, not a curated record. Gene Ontology annotation, cellular component: Golgi apparatus; membrane. Gene Ontology annotation, biological process: vesicle-mediated transport. The coding region runs from base 1 to 906 and encodes 301 amino acids. The transcript is spliced from 4 exons.